Messenger RNA from Contarinia nasturtii (swede midge), 1237 nucleotides. RefSeq names its product NADH-cytochrome b5 reductase 2. NCBI's taxonomy places the organism in Eukaryota, Metazoa, Arthropoda, Insecta, Diptera, Cecidomyiidae. Gene Ontology annotation, cellular component: mitochondrion. The transcript has 3 exons. The coding region runs from base 120 to 1049 and encodes 309 amino acids. The record is from RefSeq and is a predicted model, not a curated record. Gene Ontology annotation, molecular function: oxidoreductase activity; FAD binding.
GUUGGCGGUGAACCUGUUACCAACUCAGUAUGAAUUAUCUGUGUUAAAUAAUAAUACCACCGAUUUUGAUUUUUGUCUAACUAAAGAAUUUAAUUUUGCUAUUGCAGCAGUAAAUCAACAUGGUUAUCAAUACGUCCGAUGUAUUGCCUGUGUUUUUUGGGCUCGCGGCCGUAAUAACGGUUGCAGUUGCUGCUCAUUUUUACUUUUCGAAAUCAUCAAAAGAUGGCAAAAAGAAAAAGUUAAUCACAUUGUUAGAUCCAACCAAAAAGUAUUUAUUGCCGCUUAUUGAAAAGGAGGAAAUCAGCCACGACACAAAACGUUUUCGAUUUGGUCUACCGUCUGCCGAGCAUGUUUUGGGUCUGCCAAUUGGUCAGCAUAUCCAUUUGAUUGCUACAAUAAAUGAAGAAAAUAUCAUUCGUGCCUAUACCCCAGUGUCAAGUGAUGAAAAUAAAGGAUAUGUUGACUUAGUAAUUAAAGUUUAUGCCAGCGGUGUUCAUCCGAAGUUUCCGAACGGCGGUAAAAUGUCUCAAUACGUUGAUUCAUUGAAAAUAGGUGAUACAAUUGCAUUCCGCGGUCCAACCGGCAAACUUCAAUAUUUGGGCGAUGGUAUAUUUAACAUUCGCAAACCAAAUAAACCAACUGUUGAUAUGAAGGCAGAAUAUAUCAAUAUGAUUGCUGGCGGAACUGGAAUUACGCCAAUGCUUCAAUUGGUGCGUGAGAUUUUGACACGUGCCAAAGAAACACGUUACAAAUUAGCUCUGUUAUUUGCCAAUCAAAGUGAAAAUGAUAUUUUACUGCGCAACGAAUUGGACUCAUUGGCUGCUGAAUAUCCGGAUCAUUUUAAAGUUUGGUAUACCGUUGAUACAGCAUCCGACAAAUGGACGUACAGCACUGGUUUCGUGAAUGCUGACAUGAUUCGUGACCAUUUGUAUCCGGCCUCAGAUAGCACAGUUGUACUUAUGUGUGGACCACCACCGAUGAUCAAUUACGCUUGCAUACCGAAUCUAGACACACUUGAAUACAAUGCAGAUCUUAGAUUUGCCUAUUAAUUUAUUUUGAAAUUGAAUUUUUUAAGAUAAAAGAAACACUGUACAUGAGAGAGAUUGAGAACCAAUUCAAACACACGUUUUUUGUAAAAUACAUUUAAUGCUGAUGUAUACUUGAAAACCAUAUAUGGCAAGGGAUUAUUUGUUAUUUUUUUGAAGUUAAUAAAAUCGAAAAAAAAAAUUUGCGGACA